UAACAGGUUAAUUUCGGUAUAAACGUGUAAAUAGCAGCUACGGCGGCCGUGCGGGGUCAGACGCGCUCCGCCUUCGUUGUGAGGGGCUGCUGUAAUGGAGGGGGUCACGGUCGGACAGGUAUUUGAUGCCGAAUGCAUCCUCAGCAAACGGCCGCGGAAGGGGAAGUUCGAGUAUCUGGUGAAGUGGAGGGGCUGGUCGUCCAAGCACAACAGCUGGGAACCGGAGGAGAACAUUCUGGACCCCAGACUUCUGGCAGCGUUUCACAAAAGAGAACAAGAGCGAGAACUGCUGUUCCAGAAAAAAGGAAAGCGGCCGAGAGGUCGACCUCGAAAGAUUCUGCAGCCGGCUCCAGCCGCCACCAAGGACAGCCGCUCUUCGUCCUCCACCUCCUCCGGACUCUCUUCAUCGGCCUCCUCGUCUUCCUCCGAGGAUGAAGAUCCCACGAAGAAGCCGAAGCCGGGUCCUCGGCUGCACCCCGUCCCCCAGAAGAGGCCUCAGAUCAUGUUGGCCAAACCCGACCCGCCUCGUAAGAAGAAGCGAGGCAGGAAGCCGUUGCAUCCGGACCUGAGGGCUCUGAGGCAGGCUAAGCUCCGCCCCCCUGUCCCGCCACUGCCACCGCCAGCCUCUCCUCGCCACCACCAGGCGGUCCGGCGAGACGACCCGCGACCCGGUGUCAAGAAGCCGCUGCAGCCGGCCAGCUUCACCUACACCGGCCUGGGCAGGAGCUCCAGAGACGACGGCUCCCAGACCUCCAGCUCCUUCUCCCAGACAUCAGCCUCCAAGCCCGGGUCCCUCGGCUGCAUCUGGACCAAUCGCUCGCUGUCGUCCUCGUCCUCUGGCUCCGCCCACAAGUCCGGUCCGUCACCACAAAGUAAGAACUCUCUGUCAGAGCUGAAGCGCUCCAUCUCAGAAACAUCUCGAGACGGUUUCAAAGUGUCUCUGAAGCAGGGUGGCGGUUCGCUGGGUCUCCACGGCGGCUUCGGUCCGACGGCUCAUCGCUCGCCGCUGAGUCACAGGCGACAGGACGGCGGUCCGACUGGCCUGGUUCCACACAAGCAGCAGAACUCCAGUCUGUCCAAACCGUCGUCCUCAGCCUCGCCGACACCUCGAGACCGAGCCAACCAGGCGCUGAGCCUCCGAGCCCUCAACCUGCAGAGCGUUAAACCGCCGACCACCAGCCUUCAGGGCAACACCAGCGGCGCCGUGGCCGCCAUGGCGAGGUCCAGUUUACGGAGCGGCGGCAUCAUGGUGAAAGGAGGCGUGGGGAAGGAGGUGCGAACGUCAGGAGGGCAGCGCUCCGGUCUGACAGCAGGCGCCGCCACAGAGCAGAACCGGGUGAAGGAGAAGCUGGCGGGUGGCGGUUCUGGUCGGGGCAGCGGCCGGCAGGACAAACAUGGGCUCAGUUCUCAGAACCGCAACCUGAACGAGCUCAGCACCGGAGACUCGGACGACAGCAGCAGCAGCGAGUCGGAACAGGACGCCGCCAUCUUCCCCGGCAACAGCAGGCCCAGCCUCGGCAACAACGCCACCGAGUCGGACACGGAGACAGACUGGCGGCCGGCCCGGAGCCUCCUGGAGCACGUCUUCGUCACCGACGUCACCGCCAACUUCAUCACGGUGACAGUGAAGGAGUCGCCGACCAGCGUUGGGUUCUUCAAUUCCAGGAAUCACUGAAGGCGCCUCAGCACUCCUCCACAACCGCUCAGGGUUCCUACACCAACAGUCAUUCUUAGCUCCGCCCACUGCGGCACCGCCCAGCAGACGGUUCUUUGGGUCCAGUAAUCCACAGCAGAGAUCAGACCCAAGACUUUGGUCGAGUAUUUGUUGAAGCAGCGUAGGAACCCUGAAGUUUAGACACCGUUUACACCCGACGAGUUCAGUCUGGACAGGAAACAGGAAGUAAAGAUCAGCAGGAAACAGGAAGUAAAGAUCAGCAGGAAACUAGGCAGUUUUGGUUCGAUUUCAAAUCUCGUAUCGAAGCUCAUCCUGUUUAGAUUUCCUCUAAAUUUAUUGAAACAUCAAAGUCAGAAGCCGUAGUACCACAUUUUCUAGUAGCAGCAAAGAACAAUGACCAGUUAAUCUACAUUUAUGGAACUGUUAGCUACAGCCCAGAAAUGACCCUUCGUCAAACCAAUUUUUACAGAAGAAACAGUCUAAAUUCUGUGAUUUCAGCUUCUUACGUAUGAAUGUUUUCUGGUUUCUUUCCUCUGAUCCACAUCUUUCUCCAUUUAAAGACACUUUAGAGACUAGAAAACCAACUGUUCAAUCAUUAUUCAAAAUAGUCUGUAGUUUCAGCUGUUUAAUGAAUCUUAAUCAAACCAAACUCCAUUCAGAAAAGUUCCAAUUUAAAGCCAGACAGAGAAUCAAUCCUGAUUUUUUUUAUCUCCAAUUUGGAUUUAGAUUUUAGAGUCAGGAUGAGUUUCUGUCAGAUGGGUUGUUGUGAGACGUUCAGUUGGAGGUUUUGAAGCUAAACAGAUGAAGACUCUUCUCUAGAGUCUUCAUCUGUUUAGCUUCACUUCAUAUUUCAAACCUACGUUUAUCAAUAAGUCAGAGUGUGAAAUAUGACAGAAUCAAAGUGAAAGUCUCCACAGUCUGCUGAGGCUAAAAUUCAGGAUUCAUUUAUCUGACUGGAUUAAAAUUUGAACUUUAUCUAAUGGAGUUUGGUUUGAUGAAGGUUCAUUUUAGAGCUGAAACUAACAAAGAUAUAUUUUAAAUGUUGAUUAAUCUGUUGAUAUUGAUGAAUUUUGUUACAAAUACAAGAAAAUGUGGUAUUAUGGGAUCUCUGGAAAUCUGAAAUUGAUGAGCUUUGUUCCAGGAUUUGAAAAUAUUUAAAGCUCUAGUUAUUGAUUAAAAUCGUGAUUCAUUCGUCUGACUGGACUUUGAAUUGGAACUUUUUCUAGUGGAGUUUGUUGAUGAAGGUUGGUUCCACGCCUGCAGCUACCAACAGUCUAAAAUGUUGGUAAAUCCGUUUCCAGCCUCUUCUGUGGUGUUUUUGUGACUCCUGUUGGUGCAUCUUCUCAGACUGAGCUGCGUUCAGGUGUCUGAACGGCGUCUAGACCUCCAGAUGGAUGUACGUUCCACCUCUCCAGUGCCUCAGGUUUCCUCUCAGCAGGACUUCCAGACUAUCAGACCCACUGCCACCACCGGCCGUCCUGCUCUUCAGCUCCAGCAGGACGUUUGUGCUCGUCGGACCUGUAAUCAGACUGAAUGUGUGGCUUUGACCAGGGCAGCAUGUUUCCAGUGUUCAGCGUGUCUGUGAUCGGUAGCUUCAUCGUCUUUCCGUUGGACCAAAGGUGAAUGUCUUGUUUCUAAUCGUAUUAUUGACAGUAUUUCUUGCACUACGCACAGUCCAGAUGUAAACUGAGACGUCCAUUAUCACCAUAUAUAUCAGUUUUGUACCAUUUGAAUACGUUCUCGUGUCUUUGAAGUUCAUAUGUGUUAAUUUAUAUUUGUAAAUAAGCUUUUUCAUGUGAUUCUAUCUGGUGCUCAUGUUGGCCGACCAGCUUCAGAUCCUGUAGCCCGCGUGCCUCCAAUAAACCACAAGUUCAGAAAGUC
Messenger RNA from Acanthochromis polyacanthus (spiny chromis), 3556 nucleotides. RefSeq names its product chromobox protein homolog 2-like. The transcript is spliced from 5 exons. The record is from RefSeq and is a predicted model, not a curated record. Gene Ontology annotation, cellular component: heterochromatin; PRC1 complex. Gene Ontology annotation, biological process: negative regulation of transcription by RNA polymerase II. Bases 95 to 1675 code for a protein of 526 amino acids. NCBI's taxonomy places the organism in Eukaryota, Metazoa, Chordata, Actinopteri, Pomacentridae.